Molecule: messenger RNA, 1476 nt
Organism: Hypoxylon fragiforme
Lineage: Eukaryota; Fungi; Ascomycota; Sordariomycetes; Xylariales; Hypoxylaceae
Product: CAF1-domain-containing protein
Exons: 2
Coding region: 1-1476 (491 amino acids)
Cellular component (GO): CCR4-NOT core complex; CCR4-NOT complex; P-body
Molecular function (GO): nucleic acid binding; poly(A)-specific ribonuclease activity
Source: RefSeq, a predicted model, not a curated record
AUGGCUCCCCCCUCGCGAUUUGGGGGUGGCCCGCCAUCCAUGGCACCAUACCAACACCAAUAUUCUUCACAUCCUUCACAAACUCAUGCGACUGCUCACCAACCACCCGCACUCUCUAACCCGGCCUACCUAGGCAACGCGCAUAUGGGCCCCUUCGGCGCGAACGGAUUAGGACUCGGUGCCAGCAUGAACGCCGCCGCUGGCUUUGGUGUUGGAGAUCAGACAGGCUUUGCUAGUCAUGCUGCUAGAUCCGGCUUCCAGCAUGCCGCGCAGUUACAAUCUCAACAGCACAAUCCUCAUCAGGUCCACGCGAUCGAGCGACAAGGACGAAGCGGUGCCGCUAAAGGUCGCAUACGCGAAGUCUGGAAGCAUAACUACCAGGAAGAAAUGACGAUGCUCAUGGACUUGAUCGAGGAAUUUCCAUAUGUUGCUAUGGAUACCGAAUUCCCAGGUAUUGUGGGCCGGCCAAUGGGCAACUUCCGAGGCAAGAGCGAUUACCAUUACCAGUGCCUACGAGUCAACGUCGACCUGCUUCGAGUAAUCCAGAUUGGACUCAGUCUGUUCAACGAAAAGGGCGAGACACCUGCGGAGCGUCUAAGUACGUCACCGAACGAAUGUGGCAUAAGAAUCAGGAAAUAUGCCAAUCAACAAUUACCUCUUGCCUGGCAGUUUAAUUUCAAGUUUUCUCUCAAAGAAGACAUGUACAAUCAGGCAUCGAUCGAGUCCUUGCAACAAGCUGGCAUUGACUUCAACCUCCUCGAACGCGACGGUAUCGACCCGAACAAGUUUGCUUCCUUGUUCAUCCCCUCCGGCUUCGUAUGCUACGACAACAUCAAGUGGAUCUCGUUCCAUGGUGGAUAUGACUUCGGCUAUCUGACUAAGCUACUCGGAGACACAAAGCUAGCCAAUGAUGAGAGCGAGUUUGACAAGGUCAUGAAGAAGUGGUUCCCCACUACUUACGAUGUCAAGCAUCUGAUGAAGUACGCGGUUAAGCUUCAUAGCUCUGGUGUGCUCACUCCCACUGAUCCUGGUACGGCCGAGAUCAUGCAGAAGUUUGAGCAAAAGUCCGGACUGGAGAGCAUUGCUGAGGCUCUGAAGAUAAAGCGACUUGGAGCGGCGCAUCAGGCGGGUUCGGAUAGUCUUAUCACGGGCAAGGUGUUCUUUCAGUUGCGAGAGCGAAUAUAUAAUGGAGAGAUUACGGACGAUCAUAUUGGUAAGGUCUGGGGACUCGGAUUUUCAGGAAUGGAGGUACCCACGUCAUCACAGGGCCUGGUCAAUAAUCCGGAUGCCACCCCAUCCAACACCAACGGCAAUGUGAAUGGUGGCCCUACUACACCAAGCACGUCGAGUGUGGGACUUGCUAACACUCCAGUUACGCAAUCACAGAAUGGUAACGCAUUAGGCAUGGGACCGAUGACUCCUGGUGGCGGCGGAGGUGUAUUUGGGUCAUUCAAUUUCCCAACUCAUGCAAGAUAG